Molecule: messenger RNA, 399 nt
Organism: Triticum dicoccoides
Lineage: Eukaryota; Viridiplantae; Streptophyta; Magnoliopsida; Poales; Poaceae
Product: 26S proteasome non-ATPase regulatory subunit 7 homolog A-like
Exons: 3
Coding region: 1-399 (132 amino acids)
Biological process (GO): proteasome-mediated ubiquitin-dependent protein catabolic process
Cellular component (GO): proteasome complex
Molecular function (GO): metallopeptidase activity; protein binding
Source: RefSeq, a predicted model, not a curated record
AUGGACGUGGUGAAGGCGGCGCAGCUAUCGGGUCGGACACUGGAGAAGGUGGUGGUGCACCCGCUGGUGCUGCUCAGCAUCGUCGACCACUACAACCGCGCCACCCGUGACACCAGGAAGCACGUCGUCGGCAUGCUCCUCGGCACGUCCUCCGACGGUGUCAUUGACGUCACCAACUCCUAUGCCGUGCCGUUUGAGGAGGUUGACAAGGACCGAAGGAUCUGGUUCCUCGACCAUAAUUACCAUGAGUCUAUGUUCUCCAUGUUCAAGUGGAUCAGCGCCAAGGAGCAUGUCGUUGACUGGUACAACACUGGUGCAAAACUGAAGGAGAAUGACUUGGAUGUUCAUGCAUUGUUUACCAAGUAUGAUUCUGCUCUACAACCAUUUAUCCUGCAGUAA